Fusarium keratoplasticum is the source of this 1662-nucleotide messenger RNA. Its product is annotated as FAD-binding FR-type domain-containing protein. The transcript is spliced from 4 exons. Gene Ontology annotation, molecular function: ferric-chelate reductase activity. The record is from RefSeq and is a predicted model, not a curated record. The coding region runs from base 1 to 1662 and encodes 553 amino acids. Gene Ontology annotation, cellular component: plasma membrane. Gene Ontology annotation, biological process: copper ion import; iron ion transport; intracellular iron ion homeostasis. Lineage: Eukaryota; Fungi; Ascomycota; Sordariomycetes; Hypocreales; Nectriaceae.
AUGUCGAGUCUUGCCAGUGAUGCGUCCACAGCUGCUCCGACGCAGAGCGCUCCACCUCCGCCUCCGCCAGAUCAGGCACAGCUGAUGGCAAUAUUCGCGGCGCGAGCCAGGCGCGAUCACGACGCUAUGAGGCUUUACGCAGGUGUUCUAGCAGGUCUUAUGGGACUCUUUAUCAUAUUCCAUUUCUUCAGUCUCCUGCGGCGGCCUUUAAAACUUGGGCCUUUUGCUAGUCUCCGAAGGCUCGUGUCAGUAAAGGUCCCUGGUGUACCGUCUCUUGGCCACGGCACUCUUUUACUAGCUUACCUCGGACUCAACGUCGGCUUCAUCUUCGUCUACACUGAUACCAGCUUCUUGCCACUGUUGGCUGUCGCAAAUAUCGUCCUUACCGUAUUUUUCAGUCUCAAAAACACACCCCUCGGCUACCUAACCGGAGUGUCCUACGAACGACUAAACAUCCUCCACCGCAUCUCAGGGUUGACCACGUUUCUCCUCGUCGUCGUGCACGCCGCUUCAUACUCCUCCGUCUUUAUAGAUCAGCAAAACGCAGCCCGACUGCGGGUUCGCGAAGAGAUUUUUGGCAUCGUAGCGGGCUUCAGUCUUUUGACAGUCGUCAUGGCUGCCCUGACCCUGCAGCGUCGCCGCUACGAGCUCUUCUACGUCCUACACGUCGUCUUUUUUGUGGUUUCGCUGGUUUUCAUCUCUCUCCAUCAUCCCACCGCAGCGGAGAGGGUCAUUAUUGCGAUGGGCCUCGCGGCGGGAAUGUGGUUCCUCGAUCGUCUCGUGCGUGCAUCCCGGUUGGUCUACCACGGCAUCAACAAUACCGCCACGCUGCAGCCGCUUCCUAACGGCGGCACGAGGGUCAUCCUGAACAAGAAGCUCCUCGGCGCCAAUCCUGGCGAACAUGCAUUCUUGUGGAUUCCGGGAAUUCGUCGCUUUGAGACGCACCCUUUUACCAUCGCGAGGACAGAACCGCUCGAGUUUGUUGUUGCCUCCCAGGAUGGCUUCACUCGCGACCUACACCAGUAUGCUUCGAAGAACCCCGGCGCCAUCCUGAGAGCGUCGGUCGAGGGGCCUUACGGACAGAUACCAGACCCCGCGCGAUACGAUAGGGUGGUGAUAUUUGCGGGUGGCAGCGGCGGCAGCUUCGCAUUCGGCAGUGCUCUUCGACUUUUGCAGGCCUCCGAGGACUCUGAUAAGAGGGAUGUUACCUUGGUAUGGUCCAUGAGGAACUCAGCCCUUCUUGAGUGGUUUUCAGCUCAUUUGCGCGACGUUGGUCACUCCUCGGGUUUCAAGACUUUGAUCCACAUUACUGGCCAGAAAGAGAUUGAGAAACCGUCCAACCGAUCAGGCCUGGGAACAGCAGAUGGCUCAGAAGGGGCCCUGGUUUUGGAAGAUUCUCUAGGCGAUGAGUCGGCCAUUGAACUAUCGAGCCUGACUGAGGACCAGCCAAGUUACAUCCACGGUGCUUCGGUUCACUACCAACGGCCCAAUGUCAAUGAUUUCGUUGCCCAGGCCCUGGAGGGGAUGGCCCCCGGUCAGCGAGUCUUGGUCAUGGCAUGCGGGCCAGCGGCGCUGUUGAAGGAAGUCAGGAGCGUGACGACAUCACGGAUGGUUUCUGGGGGCCCUCACGUGUCUCUACAUUGCGAGCAAUUUGGAUGGUGA